Hibiscus syriacus is the source of this 2449-nucleotide messenger RNA. RefSeq names its product receptor-like protein 13. The coding region runs from base 199 to 2331 and encodes 710 amino acids. The record is from RefSeq and is a predicted model, not a curated record. The transcript has 2 exons. Gene Ontology annotation, molecular function: protein binding. Gene Ontology annotation, biological process: hormone-mediated signaling pathway. Gene Ontology annotation, cellular component: plasma membrane. Lineage: Eukaryota; Viridiplantae; Streptophyta; Magnoliopsida; Malvales; Malvaceae.
UGUCGACGAACGUGGAGGAAAUACUUCUCGAUAGGUCUACUCUCAACACUAAUAUUUUACAGAGCAUUGGAGUAAUCACUUCUCUUAAAACUCUGUCUUUAUCUGAUUGUGGACUUAUUGGUCCCUUACCUAAUCAAGGAUGGUGUGAUCUAAAAAAAGCUUGAAAUAUUGGAUGCAAGUUGGAAUACACUUGAAGGGAUGCUUCCUCUUUGUUUGAGUAACUUGACUUCUCUUCGUGAGUUAGAUUUGUCUAAGAAUCGACUCAAUGGAAAUCUAAUUCCUUUAACAAAUCUUACAUCACUUAGAUCCAUCCAUCUUUCAGGAAAUCAUUUUCAAAUUCCAAUGUCAUUGGUUCCAUUUACAAAUUUACCAAACCUCAAGUUCCUCUACAUUGAUGAAAACAAUAUGGUAAUGGAACCUUCCUCCUCUACGCCCAUCCCAAAGUUCCAGCUAAGAGAGAUCAUUUUGUCAAACUGCAUAACAUCUCAAGAACUCAGUCUUGAACUUCCCACCUUCCUUCACUACCAAUAUGACUUGAGAUUUGUGGAUCUUUCUGGAAACAAUUUCAGUGGAACGUUUCCAGUUUGGUUGUUAGAAAACAAUACGAAGUUAGUGGAGUUCAUCUUGAAUGGUAAUUCUUUUAAAGGUCGUCUCAGAUUACCGUCAAUUCCUAAUUCUAAUUUAGCUUCAUUUGACAUAUCUGAUAACAAGUUACAAGGUCAGAUUUCAACCAACAUAUGUUCAAUUUAUCCACAUUUGGUAAUCUUAUUCUUAUCUAAGAAUGCCUUUGAAGGUAACAUCCCUCCUUGUUUAAGUGGCAUGAAGGAUUUAUAUUUUUUAGAUCUGUCAGACAAUCAAUUGUCUGGAAGAGUACAGGAAGAGUUGAUCAUGAAAAGCUCGUUGUACGUCUUGAGACUAUCAAAUAACAACCUCAGCGGAAAUGUAGUUCCUGCGAUUCUCAAAGCAAAUUGGUUGCGAAAUUUAUAUUUGGAUGGAAAUAAUUUUUCUGGAGAGAUGGUCAAUGUUGAUGUCUCUACUAUUCAGUUUCCAACUUCACUGCAGGAAAUUGAUCUCAGUAAUAACAAGUUGUAUGGAAAGCUCCCAAGAUGGAUGGGGAACUUGUCAGAUUUGCGGAGAUUGGCUUUGUCUAACAACAGUUUUGAGGGUUCUAUUCCAAUAGAGUUUUGCAAAUUGAAUGGCUUGGAAAUUUUGGAUCUUUCUCGAAACAAUUUAUCUGGCUCUAUGCCAUCCUGCGUCAAUCCUCCAUACAUAGAGCAUGUCCACCUUCAUGGGAAUAGACUGAGCGGUACAUUGUCACUUGCUUUUUAUAAUAGCUCUUCACUUGUGACAUUAGAUCUUGGAGAAAACAAUUUAACCGGUAGGAUUCCGAAAUGGAUUGACACUCUUUCUUCUUUGAGUGUCCUUCUGUUAAGAGCUAAUCAUUUACAAGGUGAAAUUCCAGUUCAAUUAUGCAAUUUGAAUUCCUUGAGCAUUAUUGACCUUUCUCAAAAUAUGUUUUCUGGCUCUAUACCUUCUUGUUUGGGAAAUUUAACUUUACAAACGCAUGAGAAUAAGAUCAUACAACAUGGGCAAGUGAUAGAAGCAACAGAUCGUGAAAUGAAAAUAAACCAUGCCUUUGUCGACAGCUACAUUGAAGAACGGAUAGAUUUCAGAACAAAGAGUUGGUUCCACUCGUAUGGGGGUAACAUCCUUAAGUACAUGACCGGGAUUGAUUUAUCUUGCAACAACUUAACUGGUCAGAUCCCACGCGAAUUAGGAAACUUGAGUGAAAUCCAUUCUUUAAACUUGUCACACAACAACUUGGUCGGAGUUAUACCCUCGUCGUUUUCAAAACUUAAGCAGAUUGAGAGUUUGGACCUUUCCUACAACAAGUUGAGUGGUGAAAUCCCAAACCAGUUGGUAGAGUUGAACACUUUGGAGGUUUUCAGCGUGGCAUACAACAACUUGUCAGGCAGUAUUCCAGAACCGAAAGCUCAAUUUGGUACCUUCAUUGAAAACAGUUAUGAGGGGAACCCUUUUCUCUGUGGACCUUUACUGAAUAAAAGUUGCUCGAAAGCCGACGCACCAUCAACAGAGUCACCUCCGUCAGAUGAUGAUGAAGGAGAAGAUAAUUGGGUAGACAAGUAUGUUUUUUGUGUGAGCUUUGUGGUUUCCUAUGUAGUGAUGUUGUUGACAGUUUUUGUCGUGCUUUACAUAAAUCCACAUUGGCGAAGAACUUGGUUUUCUUUCGUUGGGAAGUGCGUCACUACCUGUCGCUAUUCAACCAUGGGAAAUUUCAUUGUGUAUCACAUCUCCAAAAUUUGUGCUUAGCUGCCAUGAAGAUUUCAUUGAAGUUGUUGCGUGCAGAUCCAAGGAAAGGAAAGAAAAUUUGAACUUUUGAUCUGAUUGUUUCAAAUGUGCUUGAGAUGAAUUGUUGCAAGUCUUUUGU